Anastrepha obliqua is the source of this 1118-nucleotide messenger RNA. RefSeq names its product transcription initiation factor TFIID subunit 8 (gene Taf8). Bases 71 to 1039 code for a protein of 322 amino acids. Gene Ontology annotation, biological process: transcription initiation at RNA polymerase II promoter. Gene Ontology annotation, cellular component: transcription factor TFIID complex. NCBI's taxonomy places the organism in Eukaryota, Metazoa, Arthropoda, Insecta, Diptera, Tephritidae. The transcript has 5 exons. Gene Ontology annotation, molecular function: protein heterodimerization activity. The record is from RefSeq and is a predicted model, not a curated record.
UUAAUUAAGAAGAAGACUCCGUAAAUAUUUGUUUGUAACAAUUUAGAGCAUGAAAACAAUGAAAUAAAAGAUGGAUAAAACUGAUAUCUCGCAGUCUUCCAAUCCGCGACGCAAAAUUCUUGGCAUAGCUGUGUCACAAAUUUUAUUGGAAAAGGGCUUUGAUAGCAUUGACAAAGAAUGCCUGGAGACGCUUACGGAAAUGUUGCAGAGCUUGCUAGUGGAAGUAGGACAAUCCGCGCGUAGCUACUGUGAACUUUCCGGACGUACUAUUCCCGUACUGGGUGAUGUGGUUGUGGCGCUUGUGAAUAUGGGCAUCUCAUUACAAGGCAUGGAAGCUUUUGCUAAGCGCGAAGGUCGACAGAUAAUACCGAUGCCGUCACAAGCAUCACAGCAGAAGCAAUUGAAUCUACUACAAGCGGGCACCAAAUCUUCACACCCACCGCACGUGCCUAACUAUUUGCCGGCAUUGCCCGAUCCACACGCUUACGUUCGUACGCCGACCCACAAACAACCAGUUACCGAAUAUGAAGCAAUACGUGAAAAAGCGGCUACCCAGAAGCGCGAUGUAGAGAAAGCAUUGACAAAAUUUCUUUCAAAAACAUCUGAAACGCACAGCCUGUUUGAUAAUGAGGAUAAUAUGUUUCCGCUAAUUGCCUGCAAGCCAGCAUUUCCACCUUACCUAGCCGCCUUAAACCCCACUGACCAAGUUUUUGAUUUUGAGGAGCUGGAAUAUCAUUAUUUAGUAGCAAAUCGCACAGAAGACGUAACCUCAAAGGAUGACAAUGACGAGAAUGAAAGCGGUAAUGAAGAUGAUGGUGAUGGUGAAAUGAAGACUGAGACCAAAAGUGAAAAGGAAGUGAAGCCGGAAAACGAUAUCAAACCUAAUUCCACUACUAAUAAGGCCAUCUUGGAUAAUCCGAAUAUAGACAACCCCUAUCUGCGUGCAGCCACUUUGCCUAAACGUGCAAAACCAGAUCCCGCAUUGCUUGCACCGGCAGUUACUACCACACCUUCAAAUGGUGCAAACAGCAACUCGUAGAAUUCAUUGCUUUCAGAAUUAUUUUAGAAUAGAGUUAAAUUUUUUAUAAAAAUGAACCUUAAUAUGUGCGGGUCGUUCA